AAAGGUAAUCGCUUGGAUCAACUGACAAGAAAUAGAUAAUCAUUUACACAAAACAAUCGAACCGCUCAUUCAUCUUCAACUUAGAACCCUUAAAUUUCAACCCAAUAAAACGAAAGGGAAAAUCAAAGCGAAGAAAAAUGAGUAACGAAUACGAUUAUCUGUUUAAGCUUUUGUUGAUCGGCGACUCCUCUGUUGGAAAAUCUUGUCUUCUUCUUAGAUUCGCUGAUGAUUCAUAUGUUGACAGCUAUAUUAGCACCAUUGGAGUGGAUUUUAAAAUUAGAACUGUGGAGCUAGAUGGGAAGACAAUCAAGCUGCAAAUUUGGGAUACUGCUGGCCAAGAGCGGUUCCGGACUAUUACUAGCAGUUACUAUCGAGGAGCUCAUGGGAUAAUUAUUGUGUACGAUGUAACUGAAAUGGAAAGCUUCAACAAUGUUAAGCAAUGGCUUAAUGAGAUUGAUAGAUAUGCAAAUGAUAGUGUAUGCAAGCUUUUGGUGGGGAACAAAUGCGAUCUAGUUGAGAACAAAGUUGUCGAUACACAAACUGCAAAGGCAUUUGCAGACGAGCUUGGGAUCCCUUUUCUGGAAACUAGUGCAAAAGAUUCUAUCAAUGUGGAGCAGGCUUUCUUAACCAUGACUGGCGAGAUUAAGAAAAAAAUGGGUAACCAGCCAGCUGCAAACAAGAAACAGGCGAGCACGGUUAAAAUUGAGGGUCGACCAAUUGAGCAGAAAAGCAAUUGUUGCAGUUGACUGUACUCAAUUGUUCUACCUCAUGUUAAAAUGAAUGUAAACAGAUGGUAAAUGUCUAUUAACAAAUUUCUCUCUUUUGAAUUUCUUGUGAACAGCUGAAUGUGAUCAGACAAUUAAGUUCAAUUUUCGGAUUUUAACAAGGAAAUGAAUAUUAUGAAACACAAGCAUGCACGUUAA
Molecule: messenger RNA, 923 nt
Organism: Olea europaea var. sylvestris
Lineage: Eukaryota; Viridiplantae; Streptophyta; Magnoliopsida; Lamiales; Oleaceae
Product: ras-related protein RABD1-like
Exons: 8
Coding region: 138-746 (202 amino acids)
Molecular function (GO): GTPase activity; GTP binding
Source: RefSeq, a predicted model, not a curated record